Messenger RNA from Lathyrus oleraceus (garden pea), 1840 nucleotides. Its product is annotated as protein EARLY RESPONSIVE TO DEHYDRATION 15. The coding region runs from base 982 to 1494 and encodes 170 amino acids. The transcript is spliced from 3 exons. NCBI's taxonomy places the organism in Eukaryota, Viridiplantae, Streptophyta, Magnoliopsida, Fabales, Fabaceae. The record is from RefSeq and is a predicted model, not a curated record.
GUUCUUGUUCAAUAUCUGUGAUCCGUAGUUGAUCUUUUGAAAAAAAUGAUUUUUUUAAUAGUUCAUUAUAUGGGUUUUAUUUAUUCAUUUUUUGUUCAGAUUCUGUGACCCAAAAAAUGAUUUUUUUACAAAGCUUGUGUAGUGAACUUAUUCUGCAUAGUUGGGUUAAGCUUUUUUUUCUUUCUUGUAUGUGAUUUUUUUGGGUGAUGUUUUGUCAGUGAUCAUUUGUUAAUUGUUAUGCUGUGAUUUUUCAUUGAUUUUCUUUGUGAUGUGUGUAUUUUAAACCAGAAGGGUUGUACUGUUGUUACUAUAUAGUAAGACCCUUGUAUGGGUCAUGGUCUUGUUAGCUUUAUGAUGGAUAUGCAAGGUUUUUGUGUUUGCUUUGAAAUAAGAAUCUAACAAAAGAUGAAGUGUUUCUGGGAGAAGUUGGUUUAGAUCAAAGCUUUGAUCUUGAUUUUAGGAAUACUGAUCUGAAGCAACUGUUUUUUUAGAUCUUAAAGAAGUGUUUUAUGAGUGUCAUAUUGGUGUCGAAGUGUCGGUCAUCGAUUCAAAAUGUGUAAGUGUCGGAGCAAAUAAAAAAACUUUAUCUUUUUAGACACUUGUCUGACUUUUCCAACUCAUGUCGUGAUACAAGUAUGUGACACCAGUGUCGCAACCAACUCAUGUCGUGAGUGUCAUACAAGUAUUUGACACCAAUGAGUGUCGCAACCAACUCAUGUCGUGAGUGUCAUACAACUCAUGUCGUGAGCUUCAUAGUUUCUAAGUAAUUAUUAUGCUUAUAUUUGAAAUCAGUUAGUGGUGUACCUUAUAUUGGUGUGUGUCAUUUUUUUUGUCUAUGUGUUAUAGGCUUACAGCAACUAGUUUUUCUUGCUAGGACAUACCUGAUUCCAUAACCGACAUAACCUACAUGUGAAUUUAUUUCAGCAUUUGACAUGAUUCUGCGGUUCGCGUUUGACAACACGAUUGUAUUCAAAUUUUCUAAUGGCAUUGGUAUCUAAAAGAAGUUCAGCUCUGAAUCCAAAUGCUCCUCUAUUCAUACCUGCUGCAUUUCGUCAAGUGGAGGAUUUUUCACCUCAAUGGUGGGAGCUUGUGAAAUCUUCAGCGUGGUUUCAUGACUAUUGGUUGAGCCAGAACGAGGAGGAAGAUUUUGAAGUAAGUGAUGGUAUUGAUACUUCUAAUGAUGAUAUAGAAAAUCUGUUGGCAGAAACUUUUGAUCUUGGCAUAGAAGAGGACUUCAAUUUUCUAGAGAACGAGUUUGAGAAAUUGGUGAUGUCCGACGAAUCUCAAGCUCAAGAGUGUCCGAUUACGGACGAUCCCGUUGAGGAAAGAAAGCCUCUUCAUGGUGUUAACAAGGACGCUUCGGCUCUUCUCAAGAUCUUGUCCCCAAAUGAAAGGGGUCCCAAGUCACCUGUUGGAUCCGCAAAGCACUUUGAGAAGCCACCACAAUAUGUUAACCUCAAAUGUGCACCUCAAAGAAUUCACCAACCUCGUUAGAAGAAACUUCGAAGCUCAUAGUGAUGAUAACCUGCUUGAACCGCAAGUUUCUUCUGACUAAGUAUGCCUCUCUGUUGAAAUAACUUGUGUACAUAGGAGAUGUAGUAUGUCUUUGUAUUUUUCUUGUUGAUUGUCUUGUAUAUUUAAUGGUAGGUGAGACUUUAAAUUAUGAACAGCCUAAAUCUAUGAUUGGUCAUCUUUAUUUCAUCUCAUUUUGAAACAAAUGGUUAGUGUCAUUGGCAAAAGAGAGUUUUAGGUGUGUCUUGUUCAUUGUGGCAAUUCGGUUGAGCUUUUCAUGUCUUGUAAUUUUACAUUUGGAAAGAAAAUGAGUAAGUAGCAUUCACAA